ACGGAACUGAUACAGGGUCGACGAAUAAUUGGAGAUGAAGGAGAAAAAUGGUAGUAAAACAGCGGUUUUAGAAUUGUAGCGGUAACUUAGCGGUAUUACGAUUAUUUGUAGCCUCACUCGAAAGUGAGUGUUAUAUGAGGACUCGCGGAGGAAGCGCUUUAAUCGCAGUAAGGUAGCGAAUGUAGGGAGAGUUGGGGAGGGCUGUAGCUGCUGGGGUUUUUUUGGAGAGGGAAAACAACAUGGCUGCUGUGGAGCUCGAAUGGAUCCCAGAAACACUGUACAACACCGCUAUCUCGGCGGUGGUGGACAACUACAGUCGAUCGAGAAGGGACAUACGCUCGCUCCCAGAAAAUAUACAGUUCGAUGUCUAUUAUAAGCUUUACCAGCAGGGCCGGCUCUGCCAGCUGGGAGGAGAGUUCUGUGAGCUGGAGGUGUUUGCUAAAGUACUGCGUGCUUCAGACAAAAGACACCUCUUGCACCACUGCUUUCAGGCCCUUAUGGACCAUGGUGUGAAAGUGGCCUCAGUUCUGGCAAACUCCUUCAGCCGCCGCUGCUCUUACAUUGCUGAGUCUGACGCCCAUGUCAAAGAGAAGGCCAUCCAGUUCGGCUUUGUGCUGGGUGGCUUCUUGUCUGAUGCGGGCUGGUAUGGAGAUGCAGAGAAAGUGUUUCUGUCGUGCCUGCAGCUGUGCACGCUCCACAGUGAGGUCCUCCACUGCUUCCGGGCUGUGGAAUGCUGUGUCAGGCUGCUUCAUGUCCGCAAUGGCAAUUGUAAGUACCACCUGGGGGAGGAGACCUUCAAGCUUGCUCAGUCUUACAUGGACAAACUAGCCAAACAUGGCCACCAGGCCAACAAGGCAGCGCUGUACGGCGAGCUUUGUGCCUUGCUCUUCGCCAAAAGCCACUAUGAUGAGGCAUACAGGUGGUGUAUAGAGGCUAUGAAGGAAAUUACUCCAGGGCUGCCUGUCAAAGUAGUUGUUGAUGUCCUGCGGCAAGCCUCCAAGGCCUGCGUGGUGAAGAGAGAGUUCAGAAAAGCAGAGCAGCUGAUCAAACAUGCAGUGUUUCUAGCAAGAGAACAUUUUGGACACAAGCACCCCAAGUACUCUGACACGCUGCUAGACUAUGGAUUUUACUUAUUAAAUGUAGACAACAUAUGCCAAUCAGUUGCUAUUUAUCAGACAGCGCUGGAUAUCCGACAGUCUGUCUUUGGGGGGAAGAACAUCCAUGUCGCCACAGCCCAUGAAGACCUGGCCUACUCCUCAUAUGUGCACCAGUACAGCUCUGGGAAAUUUGACAACGCUCUAUUCCAUGCAGAACGUGCCAUAGACAUCAUAACUCACAUUCUGCCUGAGGACCAUCUGCUACUGGCCUCCUCCAAGAGAGUCAAAGCUCUGAUUCUGGAGGAAAUUGCCAUCGACUGCCACAAUAAGGAGACAGAAGAGCGCCUACUGCAGGAGGCUCAUGACCUUCACCUCUCCUCACUGCAGCUGGCCAAGAAGGCUUUCGGAGAGUUCAACGUCCAAACAGCCAAACACUAUGGCAACCUAGGACGCCUCUACCAGUCCAUGAGGAAGUUCAAGGAAGCAGAGGAGAUGCACAUCAAAGCUAUCCAGAUCAAGGAGCAGCUUCUGGGCCACGAGGACUACGAGGUGGCUCUGUCUGUGGGUCACCUGGCCUCCCUCUACAACUACGACAUGAACCAGUAUGAAGAUGCAGAGAGGCUCUACCUGCGCUCCAUCGCUAUCGGUAAGAAGCUGUUUGGAGAGGGUUACAGCGGGCUAGAGUAUGACUACCGAGGCCUGAUCAAACUCUACAACUCAGUGGGAAACUAUGAGAAGGUGUUUGAGUACCACAACGUACUGUCCAACUGGAAUCGAUUGAGGGACCGGCAGUUUGCUGUAGCAGAUGCCCUGGAGGAUGUCAACACUACACCCCAGCAGACCCAGGAGGUGGUACAAGCUUUCCUAUUGGCUCAGAGCCUGGGCCCCACCCGUCCUUGCCUUGGCUGAUUUUAUGAGGGAAGAGAGAAAACAAAGACAUGUGGGCUUUAGCCUGGUGAGGACACAUAAGCCCAGAUGUGGUGCUUCAGUUGCACACAGUCUAUUAGUAAUACACAUUAAAUUCAAGCAUCACCGGCAAGACAGCUGGCUUUAUAGUCACUGCAGCUGCCAGUACACACACAGACAUACACACACAUUUAGUCAUGGAAUUAAAAAAAGUAGAGAAGACACCGUUGUCAAACCUCAUCAACACAUACACAAACCACAAAGAUGCAACUCCAGACUGGAUGCAGCUUCACUCCACAGAGCAGACUGUUGCAUUUCUCCAAGAGAAAAGAGACACACAACUGAGGGUGGGGGGGGGGGCGAGGGAUUAAAAAACAACCUCAAACAUCCUGGAAGGAUGACAAAUGACCUCUCCUCUUGUCUCACUCGCCUUUUUCUUUUCAGUUUGGAAUCAGAGAACCUUUUUGCUUUUGUAUUUGAACCAGUGUAGCUUUGAACGCCAUGAGACUCAUCGCAGAUCAAAAUCAUGUUCUCCAGGGCUAUGUACAUGACAGUAUCUGGAACCCACACACAUCUGUGAAAUACGUGUUUCAACCCACUUCCAUCAUCUUGACUUGGAGGAACACGGAUGGAAAAUGUCAGAUAUUUUUGACACUUGUACAGUAAAAUAAUACUGCAGAUUGUACAGUUAAGUUUCAGUUGAAGGCUUCUUGUUUUUUUUUCUUUGUGAAGAAAUGGAAGUGGACCCGAAGACUCCUUUCUGAACUGCUCGAUGGAGAGAGAUUACAAACAGUGGAAUGUGUUGAACCAGUGGGUAUAUUGUUAUACACUUAACAGGCUUCACAGGUCUUGUUUAAAUUUAUUUGGUCUUUUUCCAGCUUAGUAAUGACCUAGAGUAAUGAAAAUGCCAAUAAUUUAUAUGCAGAAGUAUAUGUCAUGUAGCCCUUUGUUUAUGCUUUUCUUACUGAGUGAGCCAUGAAUUCUAAAGAAACUGCUCAACACUAUUACUCUUAAACAAGAACAUGGAUAGGAGUGAGGAGAGGAAGGUGCUACAUGUACAGAGGCUUAUAAGCCUCCCUUUAGUGAAUCUUAAGGUGUGGCUUCACAUGUGCAAGUGUGUGUGUGUGUGUGUGUGCCAGUAUACACAGAUAGAAAUCUGGGUGCCCAAGUGCUCCACUGAUGAUUACCAGCCUUACACCAGCUUGCAGUUAUCUGUCUGUAGACGGACCCAUAAUUCUAAGUGCUAAAUAAACUAUUAUACCCUUAAGGGCACUACAAUGGGGACCAAUAUUGUAUAUUUGUGUGUGAGUGUGUGUGCGUGUGUGUUGCCAGCUUGUGUACCUGUGCAUCUGGCCUUUCCUCUCCACUCCUUCCUGUCAGACAUCCCAUUAAAGCAAAGUUCCAGAUAGUUUCUUUUCAUACUUUCUUUGUUUUUUUUCAUGUUGUUAAUCAGCCUCCAUUCUACCGACUGUCCAAAAUCCCAUCAGUUGUUUCACUACAGAGUCUGUUGUGUUAAGGCCAUGAUGCUUUGAUACAGCUCAUGUCAGUGAAAACAAUCUCAAGCCAGAUCUUUCCCAGUAGUUUGAUGCUGCACUGAUAGCUGCUGGUCUACAUGAAGGAUCAGCUCACUAACCUCUACUGCAGUGGUUCCCAACUGUAUGUGCUGGUGACUACAGCCAAACCAAUAAUGGAUUUUUAAGGCUGAUACCAAUUUUGACAUUUUGGAGUUUUAAAAACUGUAUAUUUCCACUGAUAUCCAUUAUUUUUCUUUGAACACAUGACAAACCUUGCAAAAAAAAUAACACAGAACUGGGAGAUCUGUACUGAAGUAGACCCUGCACAGCGUAACAAUGAAGUGUUACACUGUCUAAAUGACCUCAAGCAUCUUUGGCUUUCCUCUGCUCACAUUUCUUCCAACAUAGACACAGGUAUACAUACUGUUGUGCUCAUAAAUUUGCACGGGUACCGGGUAGCUAGAAUUUGUAACCAUUCGUAUAAAACACACGAGUGAUUAGUCAAAAGGCAUUUCUUUUUAUUUUUAAUGGGAUUCAAAUUGAACUAUGAGGCAUCCCAGAAUGGAACAAUCAUUUACCAAACAUAGCAUAACAUCAAGAAAAUACUGAAAUGGUCCCUGUUAAAAGUCUGCGUACUCUUGGUUCUUUAUAUUGUGCAUUUCCCCCUUUAGCCUCAAUGGUGGCCCUUUCUCUGUCUCUUUCUGAUUUCUAGGUUAUAUAUAUGUAAUAUAUAUAUAAUUCUAUAAGUUCAGAUAGAUUUUUCCACAGGUCCUCUGACAGUUCUUUUGCUUUCCCAACAAAGUCAGUGCAGCCCUGGCUGCUCCCUCGAGAAAAAACCCAUUGACUAUAUAUACACAGACACUCAUUACAGUCAAACAAGUCACACGUGUGGAAACUUACCCUUAGUAGACAUCUAUACGAGUGUGUGUCAACUUGUGUUUAUAUUAUUAGGCCAAACAUUCAGGGGUAUAUGAACUCUUGAUCAGGGCCAUUUGGGUGAAUAGUUAUCUUUAUGGUUUAAAAAGGGCAUGUGUGGGUCAUGUGUGAUAAUACAUGGCCUCAUCUGACUACUACCCCUAAAUAACAUUUUCUGCCUGAUUAGACAUAUUUUCAAAACAAACAAACAAAAAAAAACUAUUUCAAAACUUCACUGGUCUGUAAAUUGGUGAGCACAACAGUAUAUCUGUAGCUAAUAUUGGCCAAUAUACCGGUCUGGUCCAUUGAUCAGACUGUAUCUUCUCAGACUGUCAAUUGAAGAGUUUUUUGUGGGCUGAAGAGGUAAUACCAUACAGUAUUUCAAAAUAUGAACAUCAUUUUGUGUACUAGACUUGUGUUUUUCCCACCUACCUACCUUGAUAGUUGACUCAACCCCUUGUGGGGUCCAGACCCACAGGUUGGGCACCGCUGCCGUGGUAUCUAUCCUUGGAGAUGGUUUUGGUUUAAUCAUUCCAAGUUCCAUGAACUGAAAAAAUAGUCCCUAUGAAAACCAGAGUGAGGGAUACAUUUGAAAGGAAAUUUUGCAGUUUCCUCCUUUAUGCCCCUUUACAGUAUUGGAAAUUAAAUUCCAUUCACUUUCACUUUUAAACCAAAACUGUCUGCAUGCCUAAAUACCAUUGGAAGUGAGAGAAAUCGUUUUUCUCUUAAUUUGGGUGAACUGACCCUGAUUAGUGCGGAGUGAAUAGUCGUCGCUGUGUGGUCAUGAAUUCAGACGAGCCUGACAUUUGUAGCUCUGUAGAGAAAGAAUUGAUUGAAUUUUUCACUGAUGGAAAAUGUGAAAAUCAAGCCCAGCUUUAAAAUGAAUCUAGGCAUUGAUAACAUUGCUGAGAAUCUGAUGCCUUCGAAGCGUACCCCACUGUUUUUUUCAAGUGAAUGAAGAAAACGAGCUUUGCCUUGCUGUUGCUCAGUGCUGUUGGACAUCUCCCUCUCUGGCGGCGAUGUGAGUGGCUCAAGCUGAGGAGGUCCAGCCUUAGCCCCCUUAAAAGGACGCUCAGCUACACUCUGUGCUUCGGCUUCGACGGGCGCCCCCUCCCUCUGGGACACAGAGAACGUUUUUCCAGGGCAGGUGUGGAAAUGAAUGUUAUAGUCCUACUUCCAUACAAAGAUUCAAAUGCAGAAAUACAGCACAUUACAGUCGAGUUGGGCUCAAGACAGGUGGUCACUACAUAUCUUCUUGUCCUGUAAAGUGAAUAAUUGCAAACAUUGAAUGAAAAACCUGCCCUCAGAUACUCUGACACAAAUAGAUGUCAUCCUGGGAUUUCUUUAGUUCUCUCCUUCAUCCACACUGGCUGUAUUUCAUCAAAGGUCACGUCACCUGAUCAGUUGCAUCCUGCUCUAUUAGGGCUACUGCUUUGGAGCCACUUAUAAAUGAUUUCUGCAUCUUAUGCAAUGGAUUUAUCUCUGCACCACCCUUGGAAAUUUGAGAAAAAGGCUUUUUUCCACCGAUUUUGAUGUGAAGUAUCUCGGUCCAAACUCCAGCUGAACUGUCAAAAUCUUCCUCCGAUGUCACAUUCUGGAUGUUUUUCCUUGAACAAUAACCCUGAGAAACCAGCUGACUGAUGGAAUGUAAGAGACAAGGUUUGACUUGACAGCACUGGUCAUCAUUGUGAUAUGCUGAUAUCUGAAAGUGACUACCAUAGUUUCAGGGGUGGAGGGUCAAAGGGCGUGGGCCUGCUGGUAAAUGCUGACAAAAUUAAAGAUGUUCAAUAAAGCUGUGAUCUCUCCAACAGCCCUGUUUCUCUCUAAGAGUUCAGAUGAUUGACACCAAAAGUGAUGAGGGAUGUUUCACUGUUGUCCUGUUACUGCUUCACUGUUAGCUGCAAAAACAUUAAAACUUAUAUCAUUGAUCACAAACGCUGCAUGCAUGUUUCUCUUGUGUUCAUGU
Chelmon rostratus (copperband butterflyfish) is the source of this 6398-nucleotide messenger RNA. It is a transcript of the gene appbp2, whose product is annotated as amyloid beta precursor protein (cytoplasmic tail) binding protein 2. Bases 240 to 2006 code for a protein of 588 amino acids. Lineage: Eukaryota; Metazoa; Chordata; Actinopteri; Chaetodontiformes; Chaetodontidae. Gene Ontology annotation, biological process: intracellular protein transport. Gene Ontology annotation, molecular function: protein binding. The record is from RefSeq and is a predicted model, not a curated record. The transcript has 13 exons.